UCAAAACAAACAAAAAUUUUGGCUCGAAUGUCUCGUUUUUCAUCGAAAAUCCAUAAAAAAUCAACAAAAAAUUGUUAAAAUCUGUAAAAAUUCGCAUCCCUCACGAUGGGUCGUCAAGAAAUCAACAUAAUCGUGACGGUAAAAAGCUUGGAGGAGCUCGUUUUCCAAGUCGCACCCGUCGCCAAAGCCAAACUCGAGAAAAUUUCCACAAUGAAGCCCGGAAAAAUGGUUCUCAAAUCCCAUGUCGAGUGCGAAGCGUGCCAAAGCGACAUGGAAGUCAACUUUUUUUGGUGUCACGCGUUGUCCGUGAACACUGGAAACACUUCCGACGACUGUGUCGCGAGCGUCAAAGCCCCAAAUUCACCCGAAAAUGAAUUUCAAGUGCAUGAAAUGGUCAAAGCGGAGCCUCUGGACGACGAGGAAUUCGAAUACGAGGAAGAAUAUUUGAUCGAAGACCUCGAAAAUGUCCCAGAAAUCGACCCGGAAGAGAAUUUCGUGAUGAAAACUGAAGACGCGGAAGCCGUAGAAGAAAUUUUGGUCGAAAAUGAGGAAGAAAGUCCGGAAGAAAUUGUUGUUCGAGUCACGGAAAUGGUCUCUCCAACACCAAAAAUGACGAAAAGAGCGAUAAACGACCAAAAAUUCGGCAUUCCCGACAAUGAACUUGUGCGAAAACUUGAUUCGCGGGGCAUUUGUGACUUUUGUGAUUAUCGAAGGAAGCGACUUGGCGCCACUUUGAGUCGAAAUACGUUUUUAAUUCACUGCGCCACGCAUUUGAUACAGAAAAACGGGAUGAUUUAUUCGUGUAACGCUUGCGGAUUGCCCUCGGAGACGCUAAAUGUGGCGCGAGCUCAUUCCCUGAGCUGCGAUCAGCGCGAAUCUUAUCGACAAAUUUGGAAAAAUCGAGAAGUUCCUGAAAUUGAUGUGAUUCCAGUUAUCGUUGAAGCUUCAGAUCCGAGUCUAAAAUCCAAAAAAUACCCUCGCGUGAAGGUUUUGUGUCACAUUUGCUCGAAAUAUGUCUACAAACAAAGCCUGAAAGACCACAUGCUCAAACACGAAGUCGGUUCAAAGCUUCCCUACGAAUGCGACGCUUGCGGCAAAAAAUUCAGUUCACGCGAUAACGUGAGAAAACAUUUGAUCGUGCGACAUUUUCCGGAACUCGCGAAAUAUAAAUGCCCAAAAUGCCCCACAGUAUUUGCGCAAAAACACUUUUAUGACACGCACAUCAUGGCAAAGCACAAAAUGGGCGAUGUCGAGAAAGUGACGUGCAUGGUAUGCGGGAUUGUCGUGGCGAACGAGCGAAAUUUGAAGGAGCACAAUUUUAAUGCGCACGUCGAUCCGCUGACGAAACAAAAGUACAGUUGCAAGUUGUGCAGCAAGAUUUUUUAUGACAAGAGGCAUCUGAAGGCGCACAUGAUGGUUCAUUUGCCGGAGGAUGAGAAGCCGUACAAGUGCGAAAAGUGUGGAAAGAGGUUCGUGAAUAGUUACAAGUACAAACAGCACAUGUUGGAGCAUGAAAAUCCCGAUUUGGUGCUGAGAAAGUGUGAGAUUUGCGGAAAAGGAUACAAAUAUGCGAAUUCGCUGAAGGUUCACAUGAGAGUUCAUACAGGCGAACAACCCUACGAGUGCAAAUUCUGCAACCGGCGCUUCGCUGAUCGAAGUCACCAUCGAGUCCACAUGAAGGGACACGAAUCUGAAUUGGGCAUCAAACUCACCUUAACUGCCGAGGAGCGUCGUUUAGUGAAUCACGGCGUCUACCAACCCGAAGAACUCAUCUCACAAGUCGUCAUAGAAUAG
Messenger RNA from Culicoides brevitarsis, 1794 nucleotides. Its product is annotated as zinc finger protein 260-like. NCBI's taxonomy places the organism in Eukaryota, Metazoa, Arthropoda, Insecta, Diptera, Ceratopogonidae. The record is from RefSeq and is a predicted model, not a curated record. The transcript has 2 exons. Bases 106 to 1794 code for a protein of 562 amino acids.